AUGGCUCUCGUAGGAACCCUCCUCUUCUGCACAUCCUGCGGCAGCAUCCUCGACCGCCACGCACCAGACCACCUCCUCAUGAAAUGCACCCUAUGCUCAACCCUAAACAAAAACCUCUGGCCCGCCUCUCACAAAACCACCAGUGCAGUUGACGCCUUCCCCUCUCGUCUUCUCGACAAACGCUCGAACGUACAAGUCCUAACCGCUGAAGAUCGCGACACUUGGGCUACAACGCAGAAGAUGUGUCCCAAGUGUGAAAACCCCGAGUUGAAGUACAGGGAUUUCCAGACCAGGGGAGCGGAUGAGGGAAGUACGAUCUUCUACAAGUGUCCUGCUUGUGGAUUUGGGUUCAAGGAGGAUAAUUGA
Molecule: messenger RNA, 366 nt
Organism: Aureobasidium melanogenum CBS 110374
Lineage: Eukaryota; Fungi; Ascomycota; Dothideomycetes; Dothideales; Saccotheciaceae
Product: DNA-directed RNA polymerase I polypeptide
Exons: 3
Coding region: 1-366 (121 amino acids)
Biological process (GO): termination of RNA polymerase I transcription; DNA-templated transcription
Cellular component (GO): RNA polymerase I complex
Molecular function (GO): zinc ion binding; DNA-directed RNA polymerase activity; nucleic acid binding
Source: RefSeq, a predicted model, not a curated record